Molecule: messenger RNA, 3990 nt
Organism: Polistes dominula (European paper wasp)
Lineage: Eukaryota; Metazoa; Arthropoda; Insecta; Hymenoptera; Vespidae
Product: ankyrin repeat and FYVE domain-containing protein 1
Molecular function (GO): metal ion binding; protein binding
Source: RefSeq, a predicted model, not a curated record
AAAAGUAUAAACAUAGGAACUUUUACUAUCACUCGUGUGGCAUUAGGUUUAUCAAAGAAUUGCACUGAUGAUGAAAGCAACUGACAGAUGCAGUAAAUAGUGUGGGCGGAUAUUUAAUAAAUUCUCAUUUAUUCACGUCUUUUUCAAGUUUCACCCUUAUCUAAAAUAGCGGCCUGUGGAUGCUGUCAACCGAGAAAUAUUCACCGUACGUUUAAGAUCAUUUUAAAACAAUUACACACGAGAUUAUGGAAGAUACUACAGAAUCCCAAAAGUGGCAACAACGUUUGUGUUUAUUGCGGGAACAGUAUGUCAGUUUGUAUAAUGCAAAUGCAGAACUGCAACGUGAUUAUGCUAUUGCAACUGCGGAUAAACGAGAAAAUGGAUUUGUUGGUCGACUUUUAACAACGGUGGCAUCUUUGUACAAUCAACAUAAUUACAGUGACAUUACCAUUAAAUUAGCAGAUCAAGAAGUACCAGCUCACAGAUUUGUCCUGACUGCUCGCAGUGACUUUUUUGGUGAAUCUGUUCAUGCCGGUACGCCGGUACUAGACUGGAGCAGUCUAGAUACACGCGUAGGAUUAGUUUUAUUGAAAUGGAUUUACACGGGAAAGGUUUCCCAAGAAAAUUUAACGGUAGAUUUAAUGAGAGCUGCUUCGUCUUUUCAAUUAUCAGAAUUGAUCGAUCAAUGCGAAAAAUAUUUGAUUGGCAUUGCCGGUCUUAAAGAUUGCGUUCAAUUAUACGUAGCUGCUGAAGAAUUGGGCGUACAAAAUCUCAGAGAUCAUUGUAGUUCUUUGAUAUCCAUACACUGGGAAGACCUAACGGGAGAAGAUUUUAAAGAAUUACAUUGUUCUUUAGUGUAUAAAUUAUUACAAGCUAAAAGCAAAUACCCUUUACAUUCGGCAGUUCGUUUAUUAAGGGAGGACGUUGUAUUUUUGUAUUUAAUUGAAAAUAGUACAGAGCUUCCCAAGGCAGUCAAUGUAAUUGAUCAAAAAGGAGAAACUGUAUUGGAGAUAGCUCUAAAAGCACGACAACCCUCUUUGGCACGAACCUUAGUUGAACAUGGGGCAGAUCUUACUGCCAAAGAUUCAAGAGGUCUUUCUUUACUUCAAAAUGCUAUUUUAAGGGGUGACUCGUAUUCAGCUCAAUUCAUCAUCGAACAAUUGGAAAACAGUGGAAGUACACAGAAAUUAUGCGAACCUAUUAAAUUUAUCGAAAAUGCGAACAAUAUUGAUAAUUAUAAGGAAUUAGAAGGAUGCACUGUGUUGCAUUUAGUAACAAAACAUGACACUGAAAAUAUCGUAGCUGUUGCUUCUAAAUUAUUAGAAGCCGGUAUAGAUCCUAAUUUACAGGAUCACAGAGGAUGGACUGCUUUGCAUAGUUGCAUUUCGGAGAAAAACGAGCCAAUAUUUAAUUUAUUAAUUGAAUCCAAAAAUAUAAAUUUGGAUGCAAGAGAUAAUAAAGACGAUACUCCGUUAUGUUUAGCAAUGAAAAUAGAACCAUUCCAAUCAUUUUUUGCUAAGGAACUUUUACUCAGAGGAGCAAUACCUAAUCCUGAAUACAAGGAGACAGGGGACACUCUUCUACAUGUUUUAACCAGAGAAAAUAAAGAAGAAGCUGCCUUGUUUUUAACUGAAUAUUGCAAAGAUAGCUUAAUGAAAGCAAACAAUGACGGUUACACGAUUCUACACGAAGCUUGCAAAGUCGGUUUGAAACAAUUAACAAAAGUUCUUUUACAAUAUGGCAUUCCAACAAACAUGGUCACACUUACUACAGAAGAUGCGCCCAUACAUAUUGCAGUUUCACAUUUUUAUUUAGAUAUCGUAGAAGAAUUACUCAAUGCUAAGGAUGCAAAUUUACAAUUAAAUUUGAAAAACAAAGCGAAAGAAACGCCUUUAAGUUUGGCGAUAAAAGCACCAUUUAAAAAAGGCAAAGAUAUUGUUUUGGCUUUGAUAAAAGCUGGAGCCAAUGUAAAUCAAUGCAACGAAGAAGGACUAACGUUGCUACAUCAAUCUAUAUUAAAAGAAGAUUCGGCAACGGCCAUUUUUUUGUUAGAAAAUGGUGCAGAAAUGAAUGCAAAGACAGCUAAUGGAGAGACACCAUUGCAACUUAGCGUGCACUGUAGACUUAGCGAGGUGGUAGAAGCUCUUUGUAGACGAGGGGUAGAUACUUCGGUAGGAUGCCCAUUAUGGGAUGCAUUGGAUUCGGAUCAAGAAGAUACCGCUUCUAUUUUAGUUAAACACGGAGCAGAUGCUGAUUGCUGGGGUCCUGGUCCAGAUGGAUGUUUACAAACUUUAUUACACAGAGCAAUCGAUGAAAAUAAAGAAGACAUUGCACAAUUUCUCAUAAGAAGUGGAUGCGAUUUAAACGCUCCCAGACGUCCAGGACCAAAUGGCACCGGAGGUGACGAAUCAAAAGAUGAAUGUACUCCGUUACAUUUAUGUUGUCAAUGGGGUCUUGAACAAGUUGUUCAAACUCUUAUCGAGCAUGGAGCAGAUGUUAAUGCUCGUGACGCGGAAGGAAAAACUCCUGUUCAUGUAGCAAUACAAAAUCAACAUUCACAAAUAAUAUCAUUGUUAUUAUGUCAUCCUAAUAUAGAUUUAAAUAAGAGAGACAAAAAAGGAUUAACGCCAUUCGCGGCAGCUUUAACCGUUCGUAACAAUAAAGCGGCUCAAGCGAUACUGGAAAGGUUACCCAAAGCUGCAGAACAAUACGACAAUAAGGGAAGAAACUUUUUGCACACUGCUAUACAAAAAGGAGACAUGGAGAGCAUUUUGUUUCUACUUUCUAUACAGGUAGAUGUAAAUUCUAGAGUACAUGAUGUUACGCAAACACCCCCUUUACAUCUCGCUGCCAUAUCUGGAAAUGAAAUGUUGGUACGAAGUUUGAUUUUAGCCGAAGCACGCGUCAACGAUACAGAUGCGAAUAGAAAUACUGCAUUACACGCUGCAGCGAAAGCUGGCCACGCUACAGUCGUGUCUGCGUUGUUGCAUAACAAUAUUAAUUUUGAUGCAGUAAAUGCGGAUGGCGAUAACGCAUUACACGUAGCAGUAAGAGAAGGUCACGUAUCUGUCGUAAGAACGUUAUUAACAGAAUGUACUUUAGACGCAGAAGCAGUAAAUCUGAAAGGCAGAAAUCCUCUACAUGAAUUAGCCAGAUGCGGAAGAGAUAAUGCUGCAACUAUAUGCGAACUCUUUUUAGAAUGCAUGUCGCAAUAUCCGGUGAACAAUGCUGACUUAGAUGGUAAUACCCCAUUGUUAAUAGCCUAUAUGAAAGGUAAUGGUAACUUGUGUCGGACACUGGUACGUUCUGGGGCUUGUCUCGGUUCAAUGAAUAAGGAUGGUAUAACAAUUUUUAAUUAUCAAGUUGCGACUAAGCAAUUGUUAUACAGAUUAUUGGAUUCUUUAACGCAAGAAGCACCUUGGGCAGACAAAGAUCUAUGUUUAGAGUGUGGCACAAAGUUCUCUAUAACCAUGCGUAAACAUCAUUGUCGGCACUGUGGAAGAAUCUUAUGCAGUAAAUGUUCAGGUCAAGAUGUUCCCAUUUUAAAAUUUGGAUAUAACAAGCCAGUACGCGUAUGCGGUGUAUGCUUUGAGGUAUUGCAAAUAGGAGCAGAUUGGUAAGGAUCAUAAUAAAUCAAAAUUAUCAUGCAAACGAACAAAGUGUCAUUACAUCUGCCUUUUAAAGUACAGAUGUUAUUCAAACUAAAAGUCUGUGUAAUUCUAUGUCAUUAAUAAUAUAUACUUUUUAUUGUACUACUUUAUUAAUAGAAAAACAAUUUGUUAAAAACUAUUUCCAAAUUAUAAAUACAAACAAGAAAAAUAAUGAUUCAUUAUGCAUACAUCAUCCUAUAUAUAGAGAUCGUGCGGAGUACAUGGUAGGGGGACAACGAAAUCGAUCGCAGCGCACGCCGUGGCAGAAAUGUUAAAUUUAUCGGGACGAUUUUAUCAUCAAAUACAUUAAAUUUUGUAUAAUUAUUAAUAUAAUACUUAA